CCUUCCAGCCUCUGGCACUCCCUUCUCAGCCACAACUCCAGUUGCUUGGAAGUUACAAGGCGUUCAGAGGCAGCAACCGAACACACACCCACAGACAUGGGAUCCUUGGGCCCUGCCGUGAGCGUGAGCAUGGCCAAGGCCGUCGGCGGCCAGCAGCAGCAGCAGCCGGAGCGCGGCACGUUCAGCUGCGGCUUCCGGAUGCCGCUGCAUUACCCGCGGUACAGGAAGACGGACUACGAGGAGAUGCCGGAGUGGCGCAUCGACUGCCUGCUCCGGGAGUACGGCCUCCCCGUCGCCGGCGACGUCGAGGACAAGAGGAGGUUCGCCAUGGGCGCCUUCCUCUGGCCCAGCCAGUAUUGACUCUCCUUCUUACAUCUCGCCACUCGGAGCAGAGGCCGGUCAGCGAGCCAGCGCCUGGCAGAGACUGACCAGCAAUGGCAGCAGCAACAUCACGUACAUCCCCAUGUAUGAAGAAGACCUCGUGAGGAUAUUUAUAUUCUUAUAUCUAUCAUCUAAUCGUAAUCUCCAAUUCUCCAUACAGAAUAUAUCAUGUUUCUUGGAGUAUAUAUAAGCAGUGGAAGAAGGUGUUGUUUCUGAUGUUCAUACGUGUAAUGUCGUGCUUUGUAGAGUAUGUACGUGCGACUUUGAUCCGUUUUGCUCCGCAGUUCUGCA
Triticum dicoccoides is the source of this 672-nucleotide messenger RNA. RefSeq lists its product as uncharacterized. Lineage: Eukaryota; Viridiplantae; Streptophyta; Magnoliopsida; Poales; Poaceae. The transcript has a single exon. The record is from RefSeq and is a predicted model, not a curated record. Bases 97 to 360 code for a protein of 87 amino acids.